Diuraphis noxia (Russian wheat aphid) is the source of this 1251-nucleotide messenger RNA. RefSeq names its product neprilysin-11-like. Gene Ontology annotation, cellular component: plasma membrane. Gene Ontology annotation, biological process: protein processing. NCBI's taxonomy places the organism in Eukaryota, Metazoa, Arthropoda, Insecta, Hemiptera, Aphididae. The record is from RefSeq and is a predicted model, not a curated record. Gene Ontology annotation, molecular function: metalloendopeptidase activity.
AUGGACGUGAAAAAUGUAACAUUGGAUUUUGAAACUGAUUUGAUUCUUAUAUAUGAUAUUAAAUAUUUUGAAGCUCUAAUCGAAUUAAUCAGUAAACAUAAAAACCAAGCUUUAAUCAAUAUAUGGUGGGAAGUAAUUAAAAAUCUUUUGCCAUACACUUCAAAUAAGAUGCGAUUUAUACAAGAUAGAUUCUACUCUGAAACAACYGGAUUAGAAAAUAAUCCUUCAAGAUCACUUUAUUGUGCAAAUGCUGUAAACUCAAUUAUGGGAAUGGCAGUGUCACGUUUAUUGUUAAAUAUGGAAUCGAUUUAUAAUAACACAAAAAUGGUGAGUGAAAUGUUGAAAAAUAUACAUUGGGCGUUCGAAAAAAUAGUCAAAGAGUUAAAUUGGAUAGAUGAUACGACCAAACAGAAAAUACUUUACAAGGCACAAAAAAUGAAUGCGUUAAUUGGCUUUCCUAAAUUCAUAUCUGACUCGAUUAAACUCGAUGAUUAUUACUCUAAAUUUGAAGUUAUAGAUAAUGACUAUUUUGGUAACAUUAUACGUUAUAUUCAACGAAAAGUGGACAAAUCGUUAAUGAGCAUUGGACAGAUCAAUAAUUUCACUAGCAUUUGGGAAUUAGAACCYCUACAAGUGAAUGCAGCACACUCGUACCAAGCAAAUGCAAUAACURUUCCAGCUGGURUAUUACAAUUUCCUUUAUUUGGACAUGAUUUGCAGAUGCUAAACUAUGGUUUUGUUGGUAUAACAUUGGCCCAUGAACUAACACAUGGUUUUGACAAUACUGGCCGAAAGUUCGAUCAAGAUGGAAUUGAAAAUAUAUGGUGGACUAAUCAAACUAUCUCGGAGUAUAAAAAACGCGUCAAUUGUUUCAUUGAUAAUUAUGAAUCUUAUCUCGUCCCCUAUAUAAAAAAAAAGCAAUUAGCUGACGGGAGUACACUGCAACGAGGGUUUAAGGCGCUAAGUAUGUUUAGAAACCUAAAACUGGUAAUUCUUUUGACGUCGGAUCAAAUAUAUGAAUAUGGCUACACAAUGUUGAUGGAAUUUAAUCAUUUUACCUCCAAAGACCGAAAUAGUCCCGCUAAAUUUGCUCCAUAUACCUUAGACCACACCUCGAACUUCAAGGGAUGUCCAGAAUUCAAGUCAAUAUUUAAAAAGUCUGCCUCAAAAAUUCGACUUGUCAAAGCUCCCGAUUUAAACACUCAACCUAGAAACAUAUCAUACACAGAGCCAUYAACAGUCAAAAUAUGA